Messenger RNA from Motacilla alba alba, 2820 nucleotides. It is a transcript of the gene LTV1, whose product is annotated as LTV1 ribosome biogenesis factor. Gene Ontology annotation, cellular component: preribosome, small subunit precursor; cytosol; nucleus. The transcript has 11 exons. The record is from RefSeq and is a predicted model, not a curated record. Gene Ontology annotation, biological process: ribosomal small subunit biogenesis; ribosomal small subunit export from nucleus. Lineage: Eukaryota; Metazoa; Chordata; Aves; Passeriformes; Motacillidae. Bases 281 to 1699 code for a protein of 472 amino acids.
AACUGAGAAAAAUGUGUAUCCGGCGAGCAUCCUGCUUGGGUCCACUGGGCCUCUCUUUUAUCAAAGUAUUGUUUCAAUCUCAGAAAAGGCUCGUUGUUUUUUGUUCUUUUAACUGGGAAGCAAAAACUUACAAAGCUGGCCGGACUGGCCGCUUAUCUGGCUCCCCCCGUUGGUCACUGGUGUAUCCCAAGAUGGAGGGCACAGGCCGGGUGCCCUGACGCCUGGCCCGCGUGGGAGCGAGUGGGCUUGGGGACACCGGGAGCGGCCGGGGGACAGUGCCAUGCCUCACAAGAAGAAAAAGCCCUUCAUAGAGAAGAAGAAAGCAGUAACAUUUCACUUAGUGCACCGAAGCCAGAGGGAUCCUCUUGCUGCUGAUGAUACUGCACCCCAGAGAGUUCUGCUGCCCACACAGAAAGGGCAUGAGGAGCAAAGAAGGGAAGAGCAGCGCAAGUAUGGUGUCUUCUUUGAUGAUGACUAUGACUAUUUGCAGCACCUCAAAGAAGCCUCUGGUCCCUCUGAGCUUGUCCCGUCUGUGCAUGGACAGCAAAGCAGAAUUGUCAUCACAAAUGAGGGGCACAUAGAGGAUGAAAUUCAGAGAAUUUCAGCUCCAUCCAUUAAGUUGCCUUCCUCGGUAUUUGCCACAGAGUUUGAAGAGGAUGUGGGCUUGUUAAAUAAAGCUGCUCCUGUUUCAGGACCACGGCUAGAUUUUGACCCAGAUAUUGUUGCAGCUCUUGAUGAUGAUUUUGACUUUGACAAUCCAGAAAAUAUCCUGGAAGAUGAUUUUGUUCUGCAAGCAAAUAAACCACAGAAGCGGGGACCAGAUGCUGAGGAUGAAGAUGAAUGGGAAGAUAUGGAAGAUGAUAGUGAUGAGAAGGAUAGCUGCAGUACUGAUAAAGACUAUGAUUCAGAUGGUCCUUUGUCAGAUGGUGAGGUUAAUGGACACACAAAAGAAUUCCUUUUUAUGCAAGAAGAAACCAGGAGUCGUUUCACGGAAUAUUCUAUGACAUCUUCAGUGAUAAGACGGAAUGAGCAGUUAACCCUGUUGGAUGACAGAUUUGAGAAGUUUUAUGAACAAUUUGAUGAAGAUGAGAUUGGAGCCUUAGAUAAUGUGGAGUUAGAAGGUUACAUUAAUACAGACAAUGCUCGGCUGCAGGAAGUCCUGGAUGAUUACUACAAAGAGAAAGCAAAGAAUUGUGUGAAAUUGGAUGCUCUUGAACCUGAUGAUGAUUUGGACUCUCCUGCAAAUGAAGAAAGUGAGGAGGAAAAGGAAGAAAUAGUAACUGUAGUUAUUGAGGAGCCAAAAGAAAAGUGGGAUUGUGAAUCCAUUUUGAGUACCUAUUCAAACUUAUAUAAUCACCCAACACUUAUUAAGGAGCCAUCAAAGCCCAAACCAAUAAAAAUUUCUCAGAAGACUGGAAUUCCCCUACACGUCCUGCCUCAGAAAGGUCUCACUGCUAAGCAGGUGGAGCGCAUGCAAAUGAUAAAUGGCAGUGACCUGCCAAAAGCAUCAACACAGCCUCGUUCCAAAGCCGAGAGCAAAGAGGAUCGCAGAGCCAGAAAACAGGCAAUAAAAGAGGAGCGAAAGGAACGCAGAAUGGAGAAGAAAGCCAACAAGCUGGCCUUCAAACAGGAGAAAACAAGACAAGAGAAAGAGUUGCUCAAUCUGAAACAAAAUGUGCAAGGUCUGAAGCUGUCCUGAUGAAACUGAGAAACUUACUGUGGAAAUAUCCCUAAUUUUUCAUUUCUGUUGAGAAGGGAACUGUUAACGCACACCUUUGCCAGUCCUGCUCAAAGGGGGUUGUUCAAAUCUCACUGUAACAAGACCCAGUAACUUGUCAUCUUUUCUGAAGUGAAAUUCUAUAUAAAAUAAUGUAUUGGUGAUAUCUAUUCUGUCAUGAGUGACACAGCAAUUGGUGCAAAGUUUCAUUACAGUAGAAAUGUAUUAAAAUUACAAAUAUUUUUCUUACAAGUUAUCACUGAAUAGCUAUAUAUAUUUGUUGAAUGUAUUCAACAAAUCAGCAGAAUCCUACAGAUUUGAUCUGAUUAGAUUCUUCUAUUAAAUUAUUUCAGUUUACAAAACAGUAUUUUCAUUUAUGUCUCUUCUCUCUUAUAAUGAUGGUUGAAUAUAGUUCCUUGCUGUGAUACAAUUUUGUAAGUCAGGGAGUUUACACCCACUCCUCCUUGGGUUUUUUUUUUGGGGGGAGUGGAUUAUUUGUUGUUUUGGUACUGUGAUGGGAGCCUUUUGUAAACAAAGGCAUCUGAAAAGCUGUUCUGCAGCUAGACAUUGCUGUUACCUAACCCGAGUUUUACAUUUCCUGGCAAAUAAAUCUGUCACAAGGAGUGUUGCAGGUACAGUAGUCAGGGAUCCUUAAUAUUGCCAUUGGAAUUGGCUUUGCUGGAAGUACUCAGUCCGAGUAGGAUGGCAAACAAACAGCAGGUACUUGGAUAAAAAAUGUGUGUUGCAGAUAGUCACUGUCUUGGUGUUUCUAGAAUACUCUUCCUCAGGUCUUGUGUUUAACUUGGUUUAAUUGGAAUACAAACUUAAUACCCACUACAAUUGUUGUAAAAACUUCCUAAAGAUGAGCUGAGGGCCAAAAUCUGUAGGUUUGGUGUGAACUUAAAUGUUUAUAGUGUGAACAUGAAUUAUUUUGAUAGUGACUGGUUCAUAAUGUGAGUGAAAUGAAUAGGAUUUGUAGUCAGCCUUGAAUCCACCUGUAUUCAUAAAAAAAAACCCCUCAGGUUUAUGUCUGUAUGUUACAGACAAUCUUCUGAAUUGUCUGUUAACAGAAUCAAUAGAAAUAAUCUGUAAGAUUAGAAAAA